AUGAAGAGAGCUACAUUUUUCAAAUCGGCUACUCCCUCGAGUCCGGCGCAAGCCACGGUCAAGCCAAGUCGCCAGUCGAUCCGCGGCCGCAUCUCGGCACCAAUUCCUUUCCCCGACCCGCUCGAAACACCGGCAUCAAGUGAGAUUGCAGCUGCAACUCCAGCACCGGUCCCAGUUCAGGAGGUCACUGUACCGGAUCCAGACUCCGCUUUGCCUACUCCGCCACCACCGCCAACCCGUGCUUCGCCGCCGCCGCCGCCCGUUGUCAGCGCGUUUUCCGAAGACCUGGAGAACUCCGAGGUUGAAAUGUCAGCAGAUGAAGCUGCUGAUGAAGACGCUGAUGAAGGCGCUGACGAAGACGAAGGUGCAGGCGCAGGUGCAGAGGCGACUUCGGACGCGGAAGAAGGAGAGGCGAAGGAAGAGGGUCAUGUAGAAGGGGAGGGAAAAGAAGUCGCAGAAGCUGGCGAAGGUGGAGCUUCGAUCACGGAGCUCGAAGGAGCCACUGGUUCUGAGCCCACAGAAGAUGAUGUCGACCAGGGCGACGGUGAAGCGGCGGACUCUGCAGAGCCAAUGCCAUCGUUACAAUCCCCGAAAGUCAGACCAGCUGCCGCUUACACAAUCGGGCACAGACGGAUACCGACGGCCGAUCUCUCGUCACGGCCACAACAGCUGCAACAACCGCAGCUUCCGCUCCCGGACCCCACAGCACCCCCACCGUCGUCACAGAGCCAGCCACGGCUCCAGUACAAUCUUCCACAAGAUCAGCCGAGCUCAUUCAAGCAACCUGCGCAGUCGUCAGGCUCAAGUCCACCCCCUCUCAGUGCCGGGCCAAGUGCCGUGUCCAGCACUCGAGCAAGUGGCACCGUGAGCGCUGCCAACUCGGCUUCGUCGCCAGCCUUCCGCCACCGCACAAACCCGUCCAGCACGCUGCGAUACUCGGGUGCCAGCGGCAUGUCAUCUGGCGGCGCCGGUACCAGUGCUGGAAACACAGUGAGCGGCAGCCCGAAGAGGAAGAAGUCAACGCUGCGUGGCGCGUUCAGUAAGCUGUUUAGUCGCCGCAAGAAAACCGACAGCCAGAUUUUGCCAACCAUUGCCGCAGAUCCUGACAACAACACACAUGAUAUGGACGAUUCCCAACAGGGCUUCCAAUAUCGACAACAGCAGCAACAGCAACAGCAACAGCAGCAGCGGCAGCAGCAGCAGCAGCAGCAGCCCGCAUUGCAACACCGUAGUGUGCGGUCCGACCCCACGGUGCUCGGUCGGCCGCGGGACAGCGAACCGAAACGCUCAGCCUCACUUCUUAUUACAGAGUACGACCGUGCCCUCCGAUCGCACUCCAUCGGCCCCGACGAGAUCCUGGCCAUGGAUAGCGCACGGAACUCUCUCCAGGUCGACUGUGGACCCGAUGAAAAUGCAGGAAUGGAGGACAGCAGCGGUGGCCGCCGCCGUGAUACAACAUCGGCCCACCGCCCUUUCUUCUCACAACAAAGUAAGGCUGGACGGCGACGCUUCAACAACAAGAGCGAGACGUAUGCCAACAUUCUGAGUGGCAGCGGGUGGACAGGUCUUUCUCCACGGCCGGCCAGUGCACAAGGCCGUAAGAGCCAAAAACGCCUGUCCGGCUCGGAUAUUGUCAGUGGAAGCGCCAGCAGUGCUCUUGGUCGCAACUGGGUCACAGGCGGUGCCGGUGGCUCUGGAAGCGGCGGAUUGGGCCUGUGCACGGGCACGGGGUUCAGCUUGUUUGGCGCUGCCGGCGUUGCUGGUCGCAAUGGAGGUGGUGCCGCCGCUGACCCCAACGAGAUCGGUCGCGCCAUUACGUCCAACGGCCGGGACAGCCUGGACGCCAACAACGAUGUCAGCAGCAGACGGCGGUCCCGGUCGCUUUCGAAUCUGCACGCCUUGUCGUUUGACCAGGGUCAGGCUCGUGGCCGCAACGACGAGAUCCGGUACUGGCGCGAGAGCUAUGACCCAGCCUUCCUGUCGCCGCUGUCAUCGACCCACGAUACGGGCAACGAUCGGGACGAAGAUGACGAUGAGGACAGACCGAGUGCUGGGACGGGGUAUCAGGGCGACGUCCGCGGUGUACGCGACAAGCAACAUGGCACGGACGGUGCUGCCUUCCACGGCGGCGACGAUGAUCUGACCGGCAACCUGUCCCUCCUGCAAAGCCUGCCGGACUCGCCGAUUGAUUCUCCCAGUGAGCAAGACGGCGAGCGCCAGAAGGGAACGAAGCAGCCGGCGACGGCGUCUCCUCAGCCGUUUUCAUUUGGAAACCUGUCCAGCAUUGGCACGGGACCGAUGAAGAUCACGCAGGCCAAUAGCAUGGACUCUCGCAUUGGCGGUCUCGAGACGCGCAUGCAUCGCAUGGAGCGCGUGGUCGACCAGCUGUGCCACACGGUCCCCGGGUACAAAGGCAGAGAGACGUCGGAUGCAAGUGCAGAGCAGGUUCCACGAUCGGUGCCUCCGUUCCCUGACGACUUUAGCGGACCUCCGGCGAUUCCACCGAUCCCAGCCAUCUACCAGGCGCAGGCGGCCACGCCGUUUGCGUCGUCUUCGCGCUACAGCAGCAGCCGUCGGUCGGAGCAUUCGGUGGACUCGUUCGACUCGGACCUGCAGCAGUCGCACAUGUCGUUUGGCGAUGGACAGACGUACAUCGGGUCGCUGCACCCACCAUCCAGCUCGGCUACACAGGCGCAGUCCAUCAUGGCCCCCGUCGGCGGUGCUGGCGCGCCCCUCGCACCGACUGGUGGCAGCCACUCGCCUGCUCUGCGGCCGACAUCGACAUCGACUGUCCGCGGUGCGACGAGCCUGCCGCAGCUGAAUGCCGCCAACGACGGCAGCACGGCGGAGCUCAUGGCGCAGCUCGAGUCGGAGCGCGCGGUGCGGCAGACGCUGGAGACGCAGGUCAAGAAGCUCAACGAGCGCGUGAACGCUCUGUCGACGACCAUGUACGCGAUGCUGCGCGAUCCGGCGGCUGCCAAGCCUCGCGCCAGCCGGGAGGCGCUGGCUGCGGCGCCCAGCUCCAGCAGCCUCCGGGGUCAGUCGGCAGCGGCCUCGGCAGCGGCGGCCGCUGCACAGCUCAAGGCCGAGUCGGUACUGCAAACGGCCAAGGCGCUCGGGCACGGCGUGUCGUCGCUGUCGGCGGACGAGGAGACGGAGUCGGAAGGCGGCUUCCAGACGCCUCUGGACGGCCACUACAACUACAACAACUACGGCGACGACAACGCGCACGACACGGCCACGGGCAAGGCGGAUGAGGCGACGCGCAAGAAGAAGGCGGCACGGACGCUGAGUCUGGGACAGCUGACGCUGGGCAAGAGCGCCGUGCAGGCAUGA
Molecule: messenger RNA, 3336 nt
Organism: Sporothrix brasiliensis 5110
Lineage: Eukaryota; Fungi; Ascomycota; Sordariomycetes; Ophiostomatales; Ophiostomataceae
Exons: 1
Coding region: 1-3336 (1111 amino acids)
Source: RefSeq, a predicted model, not a curated record